Protopterus annectens (West African lungfish) is the source of this 3814-nucleotide messenger RNA. It is a transcript of the gene EDARADD, whose product is annotated as EDAR associated death domain. Bases 118 to 768 code for a protein of 216 amino acids. Gene Ontology annotation, molecular function: protein binding. Lineage: Eukaryota; Metazoa; Chordata; Ceratodontiformes; Protopteridae. The transcript is spliced from 5 exons. The record is from RefSeq and is a predicted model, not a curated record. Gene Ontology annotation, biological process: signal transduction.
CUUUGUAGUCUUAUUCAGACCUAUGGAAACAGACUGCAGUUUAUGUGAAGGAUUACAAAGUCUUUGUUUCAUUUUAUAAACUCAGGAAAACUUGUAGUGUAUCACUUUCACAUCCAAAUGCGUCUCUCUAUUCCAGAUCAGAGCUGCAGGGAACCUGUGGAGGACACUGACACAAGUUACCCGUCUACAGAUAUGCUGUCAAAAAAGUGUCCUGUUCAAGACUCAGCAUCACAGAAAGAUAAUGAUAGACAUCACGCAAGUACUAUUACAAUGGGAUUUUCUGAUGAUAACAUCAAUAGUCUAGUCUCAGAUUCAGAGAGAAUACGUCAGCCUGAGGAUGAUGACUGUACCAAAAAUAUAACUUCACUGAUGCCAUCAGAUGAACUGAAGACCACACCUUGCCCAGUAUCUUCAACAGAUAAUUGUACUUGUAAGCUGUCAUCUGAUACGGUUACAGAUCCUCUCAUCAGUGAUUUGCUGAAUGAUGAAGACUUGCUUUAUGAACUAAAACUCAAGCUAGACACCUCCUAUUCAACUGUUAAAAACUGGAGAAACUUUGCUAGCAAGUGGGGCAUGACCUAUGAUGAACUAUGCUAUGUACAACAGAAGCAGCAGAGUCCCACUGAGGUGUUUUUGACUCGUAACAGUGAAAAGACUGUUGAACAGCUGAUUGAACUAUGCAUCUACUACAAAAGAGUCGACGUGCAAAAGGUGCUACUGAAGUGGGUAGCAGAAGCCUGGCCCAUGAGGCAGAAGGAUGCAUUAUAAACCAAUGAACAACAUGACUCUCAUAGUUUGCCUUCUCAAACUGUAAUAUUUGUAAAUUAAGGAAAUCCAUGUUUAUAUCUGACAAAUAAGCAUUAUGUUUAAGGACGUUGUCAGUUAUGCAUUUUCCAAUGCAAGCAUGCACACGUGUUCUCUUAUAUAUUUUCAUUGUCAGUGAUGAAUAAGAUACUUUUUAAGAUAUAUAUUUUAAGUACUAUAAAUUAUUUCCUAAAAUAAGUACUAUGAUCUUUGCAGGUAUAUUUAAAUGAGUUAAUGGGAAGCAUGCACUAAAGCAGCAGUUAGGACUAUGCAGACUGCCAAAUAAGAUUACUCUAGGGACAAAGAGAUGCAUUAUUUUCUGUUCCAUUGCAUUUUAAAAACAUUUGGCUUUGAAUUUUUUCUAAAUCGUCAUGUCUAAGCCAGUCUCAAGACACAUAUAUCAUUAAAGACUGAACUAUCUUGGUCUUAUUUAAGCUAAUUACAAUUGAGAGUAUGGAAAAUAAUAACUGUGACAUGGGUAGAGACUAAGUGACAUAAACCAUAAAAGUAACACUAGGAAAAUGCUUUAUUAAGCCUAGUGAAUGAUGUUCAUUGAUAAUGAUGCAUUUCAUUGCAAAAGUCCUCUCAUAUUAGUAGACUUCCCAAUGUUUCAGCUAACUCAGCAUUUCAUUUGACAAAGUGUAGGUUUAACUGUCAUAUGACUUUAUUCAAUUAGACUGACUUAAAAAGGGCUUUUUGACAAUGCAGUGUCAAUGGUGCAACAGGUAGCACACUCCCAUUUGGUGUAGCAGGUUCAGGUUCUAUUGCUGCAACAGGUAAAUGGCUUGUUGACAAUGCAGUAUACUAUAUAGGGGGAGGGGUCUUACACUCCUGAGUUUGCCAUACUUCAGGUAAGAAAUUAAACUGAGGCCCCAUCUCCAUAAGUUGGUGGUUACUCAGGUGGAUAUGAAAGAUCCUAGUGCACCUGUCAAAAAGAAUAGGGGAAAUUCCUCAAUGCCCUGGCCAAAUUUCCCCCUUUAGUACAAACAAACAAUAAAUGUUGAUCAAACCAUUUGUAUGUAGUUACAAUAACUAAAUAGUUAGCAAAAUACAAACAUUUAAUUUUCUCAGGAAUCAAGUUCUCUUGCGAGUGGAACAAUAGUGCAGUAGUUAGCAAACCUGUCUCAAAAUACUUGCUUGAUUUCAAACUGGGGUACCUUAUUUAUAGAUUCUUGAUGCCUUUCCACCACCUGUAUGGGAUUUCAGCAGGAGAUCUAGUUUAGAUUCAUAGGUAAUUACUUGGCACACAGCCCUGGAGAAAAUUAAUGAAUCUGGCUCAAAAUCCCAGUUGCCACAGUGCACUGUUGGGUUAAGUGACUUACUGCAGGUUACACAGUAGGUAACUGAUUAGUGAGAAAAUCAAUGCCCAUGUCACAGGAAAUGGCUUAUUAACACCUCAUGGCCUUAAUUCUCUGAGCUAACUGCCAGACGUCUUACACAUGUCAAAGACAUGGUGACUGAAUUGGUAAUCUUCAACAUUACCUGCAAGUAUAUUUGCAAGUGGCAUUGUGCACUGUGUGUUCUGUGAUAGACUGUUUUCAUGCCAUAUGGCCAAGGCUUGCCAGGAUAUACUCCAGCCACCCUAUCCCCAUGAAUAAACUGAAACAGGUAUCAAAAAAUGAAAGAAUGAAAAUUGUUUUAUUAUGAGAUUUAAGAAUUUACCAAGAUGUUGUGAUGACUUAUUGUUGGCUUUGUACUUUGUACGAUUCCUGUAUCCAUACACUUUGUACAGGCUCUUUUCCAUCCUGUACAAAGCCUUGGUGGAUCAAGAUUUAUGAUUCUGUACCCCUUUCCUCUGCCACUUUUCAUGGGUUAAAUAAAUACCCAAGCACAUGUGGAAGUUGAUUCUAUGGGAUUCUUACUGCAGAAAAUCUGGGAAUGUUUUCCUUCUAUUACUCCUAUGUCACAGGCAGACAAUCCUCUUCCAAUCUCCAGAGCACAAAGUCCUCUUCUGCAUCACACCUAUAACGGAGGGAUGCAGCAGCCAUUCUAAACCCUACCAUGAUGAGAUGGUGAUUAGCAUAGCUACCUUAUAUGUAAAUGAUAACAGAUCCACAUCUGCAGCUAUACCCACCUGGCAAUGAGUUGAGACCCUGGCCUCUCACUGAAGUUUGGUGUUAGUUCUCAGCCACAACUGUUCUCCCCACAUACUCGGCUAGCAGUUUUACAAGCCUUUUGUACUGUAUGUGCAGUGUCGCCAGCCUCUCAUUGUCUGGUAUUGAUGGUUGUACUGUCAUUACCUCCUUCUCCCAGAUGUCAGUGGUCAGAGCCGGCUAUCUCUUCUCAAAUGUCAGUGUUUGGAGUCCAUGGCCCCAUCCCAGUGCUUAAUUGGCAACUGAAGCAGUCCCCUGCACAGAUAAUAUCUGAUAUUAAUUGGUGAAAACUUCUAGUGCUACAGUCUAUCAAAAUGCAGAUGGACUAGUCUUCUUAUUUUUGACUAGCUCGAGUCAUGCUGAUUUAACACCAUGUUGCCACCACUGGUAUUUCAUAUUAGAUACACAGUUUUCUUCCAAUGCCAAACUAAUGAGAUGCAAACUGAUUCUGUUUAAGAAGCCCAUCUCACUGGCAUAGUGUAGGUGAAUGACUUGUACUGUACCUGGAAACUUCCAUUACACUACCCCUUCAGUGAUUUCGUCCCACCUAUCUUGGAGAUCCCACCUUGCCAUUUCCUUCUACUGAGUGGCACAAUAUGGUUCGACCACUUUUCAAAAUAAUCUUCACAAAUCUCAACCAUUGCUGUUUAGCUUUUCCAGACAUAGACUGUCAAAUGAUUCCUAUGCGAUACAGUUGAAAGAGUGUCAGAAAGUACGGUAAUACCAGUUCUUCCUUGGCUGCAUGCUAACUACUGUGCAUGUUUCACUAAAAAGCAUUCAACAAUUACAUGAGUAAUUUAACUGUGGAUACUGUUUUGAUAUUCUACUUUAACCAUUUAGGCUUAUACAGUUUAAUGUGGUUUCCUAUUACUUGUAACAUUUGAGAAUAUCUUCUCAUAAAUUACAACAAAACUAUA